UUUCCACCUGAUUUUAAAAAAAAAAACCUUCCAAGUAAACACCCAGAAGAGAGAAAAAGAGCAAUGCAAGAACAGGGAAUCUAAGUUUGAUGAAUUUGUUCUGGACAGUGAAACACAAAGAAGAGAAGAAAAAUGUCUGCAAAGCUUCUAUACAACCUGUCUGAUGAAAACCCUAAUCUGCACAAACAGAUUGGGUGCAUGAACAGAAUAUUCCAUGUGUUCUACCGGCAACAUUACCCGACGGCAAGACAAGUUUCCGGUCAUGACCACAAGGCCCUGCCUCCAGCUCCAGGUGAAACAAGCGACAACGUCGGUGAAACCAGUGAGAAGAGUAAGAGGAAACCAGUGAAGGAGAAGCAGAGGGUCUCAACUGAAUCGUCAUCAAGGCCCUCAUUUUCAUCUUCACCGCGUUCGUCCAGCUUCUCAUCUGCAGAAGUCAGCACGGCUUCUAAGUUUGAACCACCACCACUUUUGACUCAGAUGAACGAUGGUGCAAAUUCCAUGAGAGAAGCACCCAAUGGAUCGCCACGUUGUGGAAGUCUCGCGCAAUGUGACCUUAGGGAGCUGGUGAAAGGCUCCAUUCACAGAGAUACAAGAACCAAAGAUGAAGCUUUCCCUCGGCAACCCAACACUGCCAGGGCAAGUGUGUCUUUUCUCAAAGAAUCCUUACGUUCACCAUCUCGGAGUUCCAGCGAAUGGAGCGAGGGCCGACGAGCUGCUGCUAGCCUCAACGAUAGUCCCCGGCUCUCUUACGAUGAGAGAGAUUUGAGGAGCAAUGGGUACAAGACAGCCACAAAACUGAGAGAGACUCCAAGGUUGUCACUAGACAGUAGAUCAAACUCCUUCAGAAGUUGUAGGACUGAUGCAAGAUCAAAUUCCUCACUGGAAGAUGGAAAGGGGCAACAACAAGAGCCUGCGACUCACAGGAGAACGACAUCGAGUGUUGUUGCCAAGCUGAUGGGUUUGGAAGUCCUCCCAGAUACUACGGCAAGCAAUCACAAUUGCUCCUCAGGAGCAUCAGUUGCAGCUGAUGACAACAGACAGAACCACUUUUGUGACUCUCCAAGGCCUUCCCAUGUGGAAGCAGCACAACAGAGAUCAAGAGCCGCAGAUUCUCUCAAGAAGAUGACUCCUGCUUCCAGAUUUCCAUUGGAACCAGCUCCAUGGAAGCAGGUGGAUGGCACCAAAGGACGAGAUUCAUCUCAUAAAACCUCGGCAAAAGCAGCCGACUCCACACUGACAGUGUAUGGUGAAAUUCAGAAGAGGUUGGCGCAGCUCGAGUUCAAAAAGUCUGGAAAAGAUCUUAGAGCUCUUAAGCAAAUACUUGAAGCAAUGGAGAAGACGCAGCAGUUGUUAGAUGGUAGAAAAGAUGAUACUCUGAGUUCGACCAUGCUGCCAAGCAACGGAUCCACUCUUGUCCAAAGAACUCAGCAACCAACACCAGCUGUUAAUAUAGUGGCCAAAAGUGCUGCCUUACCAAAUCUCCAGGUUAGCAACUCCACCAGACAAAUUCGAAAGGGAAUGCAAGGGAAGCCAACAGCCAUGGAUCUAACGCCAAGGCCAGGGAUCUACAGAGGCCAACUUGAUUCCACAGCGAAGAAUACUAGCAGUAGACCAUUACGAUCGAAGCAAACUUCGGUGGAGUAUUGUUCUAUGAGAAGGGACAUGGACAAGUCAGGCAGGAGCCAACAUAAUGUUGGCCCUAGAUUGCGACAAAAGAAGCUUGGGUUUGAAAGGCAGUCUCGGCCCACAACUCCCACAUUAGAGGCAGGCAAGAUCCAAAGGCAGCUCAGUAGGCAGCAGACAGAGCUAGCCUUCCCGCGGAGAAAACAGGGUACAAAGUCUCGUAAUUCGCAGCAAUCCGUUGAUCAGCUGAGCGAUGCAAGCAGUGACCUGAGAAAUCUCAGUCACCAGAACGAUGCAAGAUCACUUAGAUCUGACAGCAACGUAAGCUCAGUCUCAAAUGCUGACAUUGAGGUUACAAGCAGAUACAGGUAUGACAGGCCCUGUGAUAUCUCAGAGCAGCACACACCAAAACAAAAGAGUCCAGAUUUGGGAUUUAAGCAAGACGAACCCAUGCUAAGACAUGUGAAAGUUACGUUGGAGCAACCGAGCCCAGUUUCAGUACUUGAUGCAGCCUUCUAUGAAGAUGAAUCCCCAUCCCCUGUCAGGAAGAUAUCCAUUGUCCUUAAAGAGGAUGAUAUUCUAAGUGCUGAAGAUACAAGCCAGACGGCUCUUGGCUUCAGAAGAUCCGUCGUGUUGCCUAAAAAUGACAGAAGGUUAACACAUACAGAGUCUGACCUUGUUGAGUGCUUCAUGGAUGAAGUUGCAUUCAUAUGUGACAUAAAAAACACUGACCACAAGUACAUCUCGGAGAUACUGUUAGAAUCAGGGCUCCUGAGGGAUCUAGAAUACAGCAUGAUAAGCAUUCAGUUGCACCAAUCACGCCUUCCAAUCAACCCCAACGUAUUCUUUGUCCUGGAACAAAAUAAGGCAAGUGAUGUACUUCUACAAGACAGACACAGAGGCAAAGGAAUUGGCCAAAUAAACCAUACUGAGAAUAUCAGGAGGAAACUCGUAUUUGACACUGUCAAUGACAUUCUAGCCCAAAUAUUCAUAGCAGAAGGUUUUACCAAGCCACAAAUAAAAUCAAGCCCGCUUUUGGAGAAAAGAUCAAGAGGGAAGUACCUUCUGCAAACUCUGUGUUCAGAGAUUGAUCGGUUGCAAGCUAACAACUCUAAGUGUAGCUUGGACGAUGAUGAAGAUAUCAUAUGGGAAGACCUACAAAGUCAAGGUAUGAGCUGGAGAGAUUUUGAAGGAGAAAUUCCAGAGAUAGUGUUAGACAUUGAGAGAAUGAUUUUCAAGGACUUGAUCAAUGAUGUCGUGACAAGCAAGGUAACAGCUGUUCGAGGAAGGUUCAGUGGACAACCCAGGCAGCUAUUCCCGUGCUAGUUGUCUUGCCUGUUUCACAAUACUACUAAGAUGUUUCCCUUUCCCUAAGGAUAGUGCAGAGAGAUAAGUGAAGUAUCAUUUUUAGAGGUUAUUUCUAAGUUGACAAUAAUGUGAAGACAGAUUGUUUCUAUUUCUAAGAUACAUGUAGAAGCUCACUAAGAUACGUGUAUAAUGCAAUUAAUAUAACUGUGUCUAUUUCUGA
Molecule: messenger RNA, 3154 nt
Organism: Tarenaya hassleriana
Lineage: Eukaryota; Viridiplantae; Streptophyta; Magnoliopsida; Brassicales; Cleomaceae
Product: protein LONGIFOLIA 2-like
Exons: 5
Coding region: 133-2952 (939 amino acids)
Biological process (GO): regulation of monopolar cell growth
Source: RefSeq, a predicted model, not a curated record